AUGACUGCUGCUACUGAAUCUGACUACACAAUUGCCAACUCUGACGUUGUUGCGAAAUAUCGUGUUGCUGGAGACAUUGCCACCAAGGUCCUUUCUGAAAUCAAGAAACUCUGCUUGCCAGGAGCCAAAAUCUACGAGAUCUGUGUCCAUGGCGAUGAAUUGAUUGAUGAUGAAAUUUCCAAAAUCUACAAUAGCAAAAAAAACAAAGUUGACUCGAAGAGCAUUGCUUUUCCUGUGACAAUUUCUCCUAACCAUAUAGCUGCUCACUUGACUCCAAUUAGCUCAGAAGAUCCUUCAAAUUUAACUUUGAAGAAAAACGAUUUGAUUAAGAUCCAACUUGGUGCCCAAGUAGACGGUUUUGCUUCAAUUGUAGCUGACUCAUAUGUGGUUGGUUUAGACAAAAACGAAAAAAUCACUGGCAGAAACGCUGAUGUUAUAUCCGCUGCUUAUUAUGCUACUGAAGCUGCUUUAAGAACAAUUAAAGAAGAUAAAAAAAAUUUUGAUGUGACCUCAAUUGUAUCAAAAACUUCUAAAUUCUUCAAUUGUACUCCCUUAGAAGGCAUGCUAUCUCACAACCAACAACGUAAUGUUUUAAACGGUCCAAAAGAAAUCAUCAUUAACCCCAGUGAAAGUCAAAGAUCUUCUGUUGUUCCAGCAAAAUUUGAAGUUGGUGAUGUUAUCGGCUUAGAUAUAUUGGUAUCAACUAGCACUGAUGGUAAAGUUAAACCAACAGAUAUCAGAACCACCAUUUAUAAAUUAACUGGAACAAGUUACUCAUUGAAAUUAAGAGCUUCUCACCAAGUCUUGGGUGAAAUGAAGAAAAAGGCCUCCAAUUUCCCAUUUGCUAUUCGUAACUUAUCCGAUCCAAUUAAAGGUAAAAUGGGUUUGAUAGAAUGUACUAACCAUAACGUUAUGACUGCUUAUGACAUUAUGACUGAAAAAGAAGGUGAAAUAAUUGCUCAAUUCUACACCACUGUUGCUUUAACCAAAAAUGGUCUAGUUAAAUUAGCCUCAUCUAACUUUGAUAUCUCAACUGUUCAAUCUGAAAAUAAAAUCACUGAUGAUGAACUUUUAAAAUUAUUAUCUACUCCUUUAAAAACCAAUAAGAAGAAGAAAUCAAAAGCUAAAAAAGCUUCUUCAGCUGCUGAAAAACCUGCCGCCACCUCAGUUCCUGCUACAAAAGCACCACCAGCACCAGCACCAGCACCAGCUACUAAAACUGCUAAAUAA
This is a messenger RNA of Ascoidea rubescens DSM 1968, 1230 nucleotides long. RefSeq names its product curved DNA-binding protein. The record is from RefSeq and is a predicted model, not a curated record. Lineage: Eukaryota; Fungi; Ascomycota; Saccharomycetes; Ascoideales; Ascoideaceae. The transcript has a single exon. The coding region runs from base 1 to 1230 and encodes 409 amino acids.